AUGCCUGACGCCAUUGAGCAGAGGCAGGACUUUGUCCAUCCCUCAGCUAGCCAUGCCAAAAAGAAAGCACCGUCCCACUUUGCGCUUGAGCCCAUCAAGGCUUUUUACAUCUUUCUUGCCGCAAACCUCAUCGCCGCCCUCUUUGCUCCGAUUCAAGAUUGUGACGAGACGUUCAACUACUGGGAGCCUACACACUACCUUUCGCAUGGCUACGGUCUGCAGACCUGGGAGUAUUCACCCGACUAUGCCAUCAGAAGCUGGUUCUACGUUGGUUUGCAUGCCAUUGUCGGCAAUCUGCGACGAAUUCUCCCUCAUCCGACAAAGGUUGGCGAGUUUUAUGCCGUACGAUAUGCUCUGGCCUUUACCUGUGCCCUGUGCCAGGUUCUCUUCUAUCGCGUCAUCAGCUUCACCAUGAACUCUAGGAUUGGUCUCUUCUUUCUGAUCGCUACCGUCAUUACCCCUGGAAACUUCCACUCGGCCACGGCCUUUUUGCCGUCCAGCUUUGCCAUGUACAUGUCCCUUUUGGGUGCCGCCGCCUUUAUGAACUGGCGUGGAGGUCUCAAGACUUCUUGGGGCAUCUGGUGGUUUGCUGUUGGUGGAAUCCUGGGCUGGCCCUUUGCCGCCGCCCUGUCUGCUCCGUUCCUUGUUGAAGAGGCCUUGUUUGCCGUGGUUAGCAGCAAGGAAGGCUUCUAUGAGGCAUUUCUGCGUGUCACUCGUGGCGUCACUGCUGCUUUUCUCUUGGUGGUUGGCGAUGCCCUGGUCAACACUUUUUUCUACAAGAAGUGGGAAAUGGUGGCAUGGAAUAUUGUCAAGUACAAUAUCUUUUCUUCGACCGGAGGCCCGGAUCUGUAUGGCACCGAGCCGUGGACCUUUUACUUUCGCAACCUGACCAUCAACUUCAACAUCUGGUUUGUGCUGGCUUUGCUGGCAUUGCCCCUCUUCCUUGUACAAAAGGCCCUUUCGUCUCGACAAUACGGUUUUCAGACUGGUCUCCGAACUGUCGUCUUCCUCUCGCCUUUCUAUCUGUGGUUGGGCAUCUUUACUUUGCAGCCACACAAAGAAGAGCGCUUCAUGUAUCCUGCCUACCCAUUCCUCUGCUUCAAUGCUGCCGUAACGCUGCACAUUAUUCUCAACGCGUUUGGAAACUCGGACCCAAAGACAUUGGUCGGAAAGAUCCCCGCAAAACUAAAGCUGUUCAUUGUAACUUCGGCUAUAUUCCUGUCUCUUGACCUCGGCGUCGCCCGCAUCCUUGGAUUGUACCAGAAUUACUCGGCUCCGCUGAAGCUGUACACGCCCCUCGGUGCAGGCGUUACAGGAGAAGAGGGACUGGGUGGACGCGGAGACAGUGUAUGCUUUGGAAAAGAGUGGUACCGAUUUCCCAGUUCCUACUUCCUACCGCGCGAUAUGCAUGCCAAGUUCAUCCGUUCCGAGUUUCGAGGUCUUUUGCCGGGCGAGUUCUCCGAAGCACGCACCGGAUUUGGGCUUUGGAGUGGUACCUGGCUGCCAACGAGCGGUAUGAAUGAUCUCAACCAAGAGGAUAUGGGCAAGUACACUGAUAUCCGGCAAUGUUCAUUCCUGGUCGACACACACUAUCCUUUAAAUAAGGAUCCCCUACCACCGAAUGAGCCCGAUUACAUCGAGGACACCGAAAACUGGGAGGUCGCCAAGUGUGUUCCUUUCCUAGAUGCCGGGAACACGCAUCUACUCGCGCGGGUGCUGUGGGUACCCGAGUCGAACCUCGUUCCUCAGAAAUACAGGCGACAAUGGGGUGAACAUUGUCUUUUGCAGAGGAAGAAGUAG
This is a messenger RNA of Pestalotiopsis fici W106-1, 1800 nucleotides long. RefSeq lists its product as uncharacterized. The record is from RefSeq and is a predicted model, not a curated record. Gene Ontology annotation, cellular component: endoplasmic reticulum membrane. Gene Ontology annotation, biological process: protein N-linked glycosylation. NCBI's taxonomy places the organism in Eukaryota, Fungi, Ascomycota, Sordariomycetes, Amphisphaeriales, Sporocadaceae. Bases 1 to 1800 code for a protein of 599 amino acids. Gene Ontology annotation, molecular function: alpha-1,2-mannosyltransferase activity. The transcript is spliced from 3 exons.